GUCCCUAACCGCGGCGAGAUGCUCGACAAGAGGUUGAAAGUCCUCGGCAAAAAGCGGUACGACAGGGCAAGGUGGGCAACCUACUUCACACAAUACGGGAAAGACUUCGUCGACGCAGCUCUGGAGGACGGGGCCGAGAAGCGGAUCGUGGACAUCGCCCGCAAGGUGCGCGAGGAGGGCAAGGACCUCUUCGACCGCUCAUUUGUCUACGGGAACUCCGCGGAGGGCAAGGGGCUGGUGCCCCGUUACGCCUCUGAGAGCGCCCCCGUCUCUGGGCAGACGAAGGCCGGCAUCCAAAAUAGCCUCGUGAAGAUCCCGGGGGUCGGCCGAUUCCACGCGCAGCACGGG
Messenger RNA from Prorocentrum cordatum, 348 nucleotides. The record is from the annotation of a GenBank genome assembly. NCBI's taxonomy places the organism in Eukaryota, Dinophyceae, Prorocentrales, Prorocentraceae.